AAAUAAGCCUUCUGUCUCACUCACUUUCUUUUCUCUCACUGGUCUCCUCCUCUCGGCUACUCUCCCACUCAGCAACAUUUUCCCCGUUAUUGCACCACCAUUGUUGUCGCCACCGUCUACCCACAGCCAUAACUAAGAUUCUGCCAAACACUACGCUUGAGAAAGAAGAAAUAGAAGAACAUCUUAUAUCUCUAAUUGCAUCAUUAACUGGUAAGUAACAAGAGGGAAAGAGGAGGGGUAACAAAGAUGCCUCUUUAUGAUUGCAUGCUCUUGCUGAAGCCCAAAGUAGGGAAAGAGCUUCUUAUAGACUUGGUUGGUCGAGUAGGUAAACAUGUUUAUCGACGAAAUGGUGUGCUUACUGAAGUUAGGUCUUUUGGGAAGGUUAAUCUUGGUUAUGGUAUCAAAAAGCUUGAUGGAAGGCACUAUGAGGGUCAAUUGAUGCAGAUGACAAUGAUGGUUACGCCCAACUUCAACAAAGAAUUACAGUACUUGAACAAGGAAGACCGUCUGCUUCGUUGGCUUUUGGUGAAACACAGGGGAACAGAUUAUGGUGUUGAUACUACAUUUGACCACAUGAAGGGUGAUUACGGAGGGGAGUCUCUGGGAGGAAGAAGUUUGUUUAAUGAUAGAUCCGACGAGGAUGAUGAAGAUGAUGAAGACGAUGAGGAUGAAUCUGUGUAGCAAAAGUCGUUAGGAGGUUCCGAGGCUAGGUAGUAAGUACACUGUUAGAUCUCUCAGAAUCAGGCGUAAUGAGAAGAUUGCUUGAUAUGUCCUACGAGAAGUGUGAAAGCCUAUAGUUCAGCAAUACGAGCUCUUGAGGGAGUCAUUAUUAAUAAGUCACAGAAUAUCCCUAGUAGGCAACAAGACCUUUGUUUUUUCCUUUACAUUUUGAGGGAAUUGUCACAGUAAAUUUUUGAUAUUUGGUUAUGGAAUUGGAUGUGUUUUUGCAUUGUUAUAAAUAGAGUUGGCUUUGAAUCUUA
Messenger RNA from Papaver somniferum (opium poppy), 980 nucleotides. RefSeq lists its product as uncharacterized. NCBI's taxonomy places the organism in Eukaryota, Viridiplantae, Streptophyta, Magnoliopsida, Ranunculales, Papaveraceae. Gene Ontology annotation, cellular component: ribosome. The coding region runs from base 247 to 681 and encodes 144 amino acids. The transcript has 4 exons. Gene Ontology annotation, molecular function: structural constituent of ribosome; small ribosomal subunit rRNA binding. Gene Ontology annotation, biological process: translation. The record is from RefSeq and is a predicted model, not a curated record.